Benincasa hispida (wax gourd) is the source of this 2541-nucleotide messenger RNA. Its product is annotated as Concanavalin A-like lectin protein kinase family protein. Gene Ontology annotation, biological process: protein phosphorylation. NCBI's taxonomy places the organism in Eukaryota, Viridiplantae, Streptophyta, Magnoliopsida, Cucurbitales, Cucurbitaceae. The record is from RefSeq and is a predicted model, not a curated record. Gene Ontology annotation, molecular function: carbohydrate binding; ATP binding; protein kinase activity.
UACGUUGACAGAUUAAAACGAAACUGAAAAGUUCCAGUGCGCUGAUUUAAACUCGUCAACUACCUUCGUAAACAAGAACAAGAUAAUAAAAGCUUUUAGCGGCGGGGGCUAUAUAAUUCAACGGCGAUAAAAUCAACAAACCGCGUCUUGAAACAGAUCACUUCACAUUAUGAACAACCUUUUUUCCACAUCCAUUCUUCCAUUAUCUUGACCAAUCCCAUCAAUCGCCAAUUCUACUGAGAUUUCAAAACGCCGGCGACGGUUGCAGAGAUGGAAACACGACGGCGACGACCACCUCUGUUACUUCUACUUCAGCUCUGUACCUUCUUCCUCUUCUUCUUUCCCUCUUAUUCCGUUGAUUUCCUCUUCAAUUCUUUCCCAAACGAAUCGAAUGGCACUGACAUGAUUCUCAUUAGCGACGCGAGAUUCGAUUCCCCUGUAAUUCGCCUCAACAACGACUCAAACCAAAAUUCAAUAGGGCGAGCUUUCUAUCACACGAAGCUGAUUAUGAAAUCCACUUCGAAUUCCACUACGAUUUCUUCUUUUUCAACUUCCUUUGUGUUCUCAAUUUUGCUGGAAGUCGCUACAAGUCCAGGCUUCGGUAUGGCCUUCGUUCUUUCCAAUUCCACUUCCCCUCCCGGCGUUAUCGCCGGCCAAUACUUCGGUCUCUUCACUAAUUCCACAACCCAUGUCGUUGCUCCACUUCUCGCCGUCGAAUUCGACACCGGCCGAAACACAGAGUUCAACGACCCAGAUGAUAGCCACAUCGGAAUCGAUUUGAACAGUGUGUUGUCGAGUAAAACACAGGGCGCUGGGUAUUUUGACUCUAAUGGCCAAUUUAUUCCAAUUCAGAUGAGAAAUGGGCAAAACCUUCGCGCUUGGAUCGAAUUCGAUGGGUCCAAUUUCGAAAUCAAUGUUACAAUUGCCCCAAUUGGAAUUCCUCGUCCUUCGAUACCCACUUUGAGUUUUAGAGAUCCGCUGAUUGCCAAUUAUGUAUCGACUGAAAUGUUUGUGGGAUUUUCAGCAUCGAAGACAAAAUGGGUUGAAGCGCAGAGGAUUUUGGCUUGGAGUUUUAGUGACACUGGAGUUGCUAGAGAGAUCAACACCACAAAUUUCCCUGUGUUUAUGAGAGCAUCAUCGCCGUCUUCCUUGCCGCCGGGAUCUGUUGCUAGUAUUGUAAUUGGCUGUGUUGUGUUUGUGAUAAUAAUUGCUGGAUUUGGGGUUUUUUGGUAUUGGCGAAAGAACAGAGCAAAAGAAGAAGAUGAUGAAAUUGAGGAUUGGGAACUCGAAUAUUGGCCUCACAGAUUCUCCAAUGAGGAGCUUUCACAGGCUACUGAUGGAUUUUCCGAUGAAAAUCUCUUGGGUUCCGGCGGAUUUGGAAAGGUAUUCAAAGGAACUUUGCCAAACAACACAGAAAUCGCGGUUAAGUGUGUAAAUCACGAUUCAAAACAGGGAUUAAGGGAAUUCAUGGCGGAAAUCUCGAGUAUGGGUAGGCUUCAACAUAAAAAUCUAGUUCAAAUGCGAGGAUGGUGUCGAAAAGGCAAUGAAUUAAUGUUGGUUUACGAUUAUAUGCCGAAUGGAAGUCUUAAUCGAUGGAUUUUUGACAAACCCACGACGGUACUCGGCUGGAAACAGCGCCGCCGUGUGCUUGCCGACGUCGCAGAAGGUUUGAACUAUCUCCACCAUGGUUGGGAUCAGGUAGUGAUUCACAGAGACAUAAAAUCCAGCAAUGUAUUGUUGGAUUCGGAAAUGAGAGGCAGAGUCGGCGAUUUUGGGCUGGCGAAAUUGUACCAACACGGCGAAACUCCGAAUACCACUCGGGUUGUUGGAACAUUGGGGUAUUUAGCGCCGGAGAUUGCGACGGUGGCUACUCCGACGGCGGCUAGCGAUGUAUAUAGUUUUGGGGUUGUGGUUCUUGAAGUGGUGUGCGGGCGGCGGCCGAUUGAGUUGGCGGCGGAGGAAGAAGAAAUGGUGCUUAUUGAUUGGGUGAGGGAUCUUUACUCUAUCGGCCGGUUGAUUGCGGCGGCGGACUCGAGAAUCAGAGAUGAGUAUGAAAUUGAAGAGAUUGAGUUGAUGUUGAAGCUUGGUUUAGCUUGUUGUCAUCCAGACCCGGAACGUCGGCCGACAAUGAGAGAGGUGGUGGCAGUUUUGAUCGGAGAACAACCAUCAGCCGAGUCGGUAGAGCUUUUAUCAGGAUUGGUGGGUGGCGCAGUUGAUGACAUUCCAGAAGUUGAUUCAUAAUUAGAUAAAAUGAAAUCGUUUUAUUUGAAAAAUUAUUGAAAGAGACUACCACAACAUGACGAACAAAUUUUCCAUCAAUUAUCGAGUGGUGCUUGUGGCGGUCUUAUGGAAUAAUUUUCCUCUCUUUCAUGGUCUGUAAUUCAAACAUUUUUCUUGGGAAGUUGGUGAAUCUGUGUAAAGAAAGAUUGGAGAUGAAAGAUUUCAUCAUUUCUGUAAAUGGAAAGGUUUUGUCAUUGAUGUCAAAGAGUAUAAUGUCUUUUUAUUUAAUCUGAAACAAUUAAGUUGACAAGUUUUAAACCU